AAGAAAAGAUGACCCAACAUGGUACCUAUACAUAAUAGGUAGGCGGAAACGAUUACUCCACACUUGCAACAAGAGAGAGAAUACACAUGCAGAAACGAUUACUCCAAACUAGUAACGAGAGCGAGAGAGAGAGAGAGAGAGAGAGAGAGAGUACCGAGGCAGAAACGAUUUCUCUACACUUGCAACGAGAGAGAAGAUGUUGGCCCCUUCGGCUUUGGUAGGAAGUGCAGAGAGGUUAGCUCCACAUGCCAGUAUGAUAUUUGUUCAGCUCAGCUCAGCAGCUUAUGUUGUGGUUAGUAGGGUCAUACUCACAGAAGGGAUAAGCUCUACUGUCUUUCUUGUCUAUCAAUUCGCGUUAGCUACAAUCUUCAUGGCAGCAUUGGCUUUUAUCUUUGAAAGGAAAAAUAGGCCUCCCCUUACAAAAUCUAUCUUAUGCUGGAUUUUUCUACUCGCUUUAAUUGGGUUAACGUUGUCACAAAACCUAUUAUCAGCGUGCUUGUACUACAUCUCUAGCACAUUGGAGGCUGCAGUUGUCAACCUAAAUCCAGUCUUUACUUUCAUAUUAUCUAUAAUCUCAAUGCAAGAGAAUCUUGGAAUCAACACCUCGUGGGGUAAAGGGAAGAUCUUUGGGACUGUUUUAUCCGUCUCUGGUGCUUCAACUAUCAUGUUCUGGAAAGAUUCAACUGAGAGUCUGCUUCGCACAACCAGCUUGACAGAAUGGGUGUUUGGCUUAGUUAUGGUGGUUCUUGGGGUUCUUGCACUUAGCACAUGGAUUUUGUUGCUGAGGCCGAUGACAAAACGAUACCCAGCAGAGUUUUCCCUUACAGCCAUAAUGUUUUUCUUUGGAACGUUACAAACAGCUGUCAUAGCCGUAUGUACAAGUCACGAAGCCACAGAAUGGAGUAUUCAUUGGGAUUUAGAGCUCCUAAAUAUAGUAUUUGGAGCCUUGUUUUACUGUGGCUUAUCAAACCUCUUCACUACAUGGUGUGCUGGAGUAAAGGGACCCAUCUUUGUGGCCUCAUUUGCUCCUUUUGGCUUGGUUUUGACCACAGUCCUGGAAAUUAUAUUUCUAGGCGACACCUUGUACUUGGGAAGCAUCGUUGGAUCAAUCAUGGUAGUUUUGGGCCUUUACGUUUUUCUAUGGUCCAAAUCCAAGGAGGACAGUUGCGACACAAUGGAGACAAUGGACCCAUUGGACAAAGACGAUUGCACCACCGCCUUGUUGGUCUAAACCAUAGCUCAGGACUCACUUCUUGGUUGUGUACUUAAAGCUGGAAUUCCAACCCGUUCCCUCGUGUAUCUAGAAAUUAAGUUCCUAUUUUGGAGGAAGAAUUGUCUUGACAACAGAAGACUGAAAUCCUUUCUUCCUCUUUGUGUAACCAGUGUAACCAUUAAAAUUAUUGAUUAAUUAUUUCA
Molecule: messenger RNA, 1416 nt
Organism: Magnolia sinica
Lineage: Eukaryota; Viridiplantae; Streptophyta; Magnoliopsida; Magnoliales; Magnoliaceae
Product: WAT1-related protein At3g18200-like
Exons: 6
Coding region: 197-1231 (344 amino acids)
Cellular component (GO): plasma membrane
Molecular function (GO): transmembrane transporter activity
Source: RefSeq, a predicted model, not a curated record